Micromonas pusilla CCMP1545 is the source of this 1446-nucleotide messenger RNA. RefSeq lists its product as uncharacterized. The transcript has 3 exons. Gene Ontology annotation, molecular function: identical protein binding; transaminase activity; pyridoxal phosphate binding. Gene Ontology annotation, cellular component: chloroplast stroma. NCBI's taxonomy places the organism in Eukaryota, Viridiplantae, Chlorophyta, Mamiellophyceae, Mamiellales, Mamiellaceae. Bases 1 to 1446 code for a protein of 481 amino acids. The record is from RefSeq and is a predicted model, not a curated record. Gene Ontology annotation, biological process: arginine metabolic process.
AUGGCGUCCCACCUCGCCGCCGCGAGCGCGAUCACCGCCCGGCCGCUCGUCGCACGGCCGUCCUCCUCCUCCGCGCGACCCCGCGCGCUCGCGCGCUCUUGUCGUCGCCGCGGCGCCCCAAUCUCCGUCGCCGCGGACGCGCGCAACUCGUGGUUCCGAUCCUGCGAGGAGCUCAACACUCUCGACGCGGACGUCGUGCGCAGAGACGAGAACGAGUGCGUCGUGAACACGUACGGCCGCGCCCUGGACGCGCCCGUGUUCACGCACGGGUCCGGGUGCGUGAUGUGGGACAGCGACGGGAACCGAUACCUAGACUUCUGCGCCGGGAUCGCGGUGAACGUGCUCGGACACAGCGACCCGGAUUGGGUCGAGGCGGUGUGCGAGCACGCGGGAAAGCUCUGCCACGUCUCCAAUCUGUACCACACCGAACCGGGCGCGACGCUCGCGCGGAAGCUCACGGACACGUGCUUCGCGGACCGCGUGUUUUACUGCAACAGCGGCACGGAGGCGAACGAGGGCGCGAUCAAGUUCGCGCGGAAGUAUCAGAUGGCAACGGCGAAGGCGAAGGACGAGAGCGCGACGGAGUGGGCGACGGAGACGGUUUCUUUCAGGCGCGUUCUAUACACUGGUUCCCAUACGACCGCGUCGACGAUCAACUGCUUCCACGGGCGGACGCUCGGGUCUCUGAACCUCACGUGGAAAGAGGCGUACCGCACGCCGUUCGCGCCGCUGUCGCCCGGGCACGCGUUCGCGACGUACGGCGACCUGGACUCCGCGAGGAGCGCGAUCGUGAAGGGGAAGACGGCCGCGGUGUUCGUCGAGCCGGUCCAAGGCGAGGGCGGCAUCUUCCCGGCGGACGGCGCGUUCCUAUCGGGUUUAAAAGAAAUCUGCGACGACGCCGGCGCGCUCCUCGUUUUCGACGAAGUCCAGUGCGGCCUCGGACGCACCGGGUACCUGUGGGGUCACCAGUCCGUGGGCGUCACGCCGGACAUCAUGACCGUCGCGAAGCCGCUCGCGGGCGGGCUGCCCAUCGGCGCGGUGUUGACGACGCAAGCGGUGGCGAACGCGAUCGCUCCGGGGGACCACGGGAGCACGUUCGCGGGCGGGCCGCUCGUGUGCGGCGCGGCCAACGCGGUGUUCGACCGCGUCAACUCGCCGGGGUUCAUGGAGAACGUCGUGAAACGCGGCGAGCAGCUGCGGUCCGGUCUGCGCGCGAAGCUGGAGGGGUGCGAUCGCGUGAAGGAGGUGCGAGGGAGCGGGUUGCUCGUGGGCGUGCAGUUGGACGUCCCCGCGGGUCCGCUGGUGGGUCAGGCGCGAGACCGGGGGCUGCUGUUGUUGACCGCGGGCGCGGGGGACGUGAUUCGAUUGCUGCCGCCGCUGGUCGUGAGCGAGGAGGAGGUGGAUAUCGCGGUGGCGAUCAUCGCGGACCUCGUGAAGGCGCUGUGA